AAUCAUUUGUCAUGUUCGACUAAGCAUAGUUAACAGAAUUAUCAAAGAGAGAUAAAGUAUUAGUCUCUUCUAGUUUUAGGAUAAAAAGUUGAACUUCUAAUUACCUCUCUAUAUUGGGAAUUCUCAGGGUGUUUGUAGAAGAGAUAUCCUAGUUUAGUGGGUUAUUUAGGUAAUUACAAAAUAUUAUUUCAGUAAUCUUAAAAAUUUGAGCACAGCAUCAAAACCUUGGAAUUAGCAGUGAUAUACAUAGAUACUUAUCUGAACUUUUUUAAUAUUGAACCUGAAUUUUUAGAGCUCUUGGGCAUUUCAGCAUAUUCAAUGGCUUCUAAAGUAAUUUAUUUUUGUAGAUUGAAAGUUUAAUGAAACAGAAGCAAUAGGCCAAAUUAAGUUGAAGGAUGAUUUUGGCAAAGUGUUAUACGAAGAUCAAGUAUACAACGAAAUGGAAGUUCAAUUGUUGUAAUCCUUAGAUUUCCAAUUAAAUCACGUAACUCCAUCCGAUUAUCUGAUUGCAAUGGGCAUUUCAAUAAACGAAAGCAUUUCCAGUCUCAUUAUGUUUGUUUUAAUGGGUAAAUUAUUUGUUAUAUCAUUUAAUUAGAUUUCGAAAUUUAUAAACAUUCUUAGAUUGUUCUGGCAUUAGCUAUUUUCAACUUUUAAUAAGAACAGUCCAAUAUGUUUACGGAUAGAGUUAAAUCUGUGACUAAAUUGAUAAACAAUAAGUUAAAUAAAGCAAAAGAGCAAUUUAAUUUGGAUAAAACUGAAAAUGAUGAAACAAGAGGGCUUGAAUCAAAUUUAGGCACUUAAAAAAAAAUAUACAAAAAAAGAUAGUCAAAAAAGUUAAAACAAUUAGCAUGAAUGGCUUAUCUUGGUUGGUUUCAAUGAAUUUGAUCUAAGGGGA
Paramecium octaurelia is the source of this 895-nucleotide messenger RNA. The record is from the annotation of a GenBank genome assembly. Lineage: Eukaryota; Ciliophora; Oligohymenophorea; Peniculida; Parameciidae.